Molecule: messenger RNA, 2176 nt
Organism: Galdieria sulphuraria
Lineage: Eukaryota; Rhodophyta; Bangiophyceae; Galdieriales; Galdieriaceae
Product: helicase
Exons: 3
Coding region: 92-2152 (686 amino acids)
Source: RefSeq, a predicted model, not a curated record
UGAGCUGAUUGGUUUUAUUGGUUUCCAACACACCUUGAAAAGAAGCUAUAGAAAUAGUUUAUGGUGUAAAGUCAAUUUUGUUUAUCGGGAAAUGCACAGGACAGACUGUUUAGCAGGUUGUUGCCUGUUCCCUCGUCAACUUCGAAAGCACAACUCUAUUAUAGCUCUUCCUCCAAGACAUAAAUUCUUGUUUGCUUGGCACUAUAGGGCCAUUACUUCUUCUACUGUGACAACUAAAAUUCCCUCCAAAAGGCAAACAGUAAGCAAAGAAGCAUUGCAACAAACCAAAGCGUGGCAGAUUCCGCUCUUUCGAGUACUCUUAACAGAACAGCAUUCAAAACGAGAACUUUUAUGGCUGCACAAUUUUUCUGUUGUCUAUGAUUUGUUUUUAAGUAAUCAUUCUUUGAAGAGACAAGAUGCAACGGAACAACAGGUUGCCUAUUUGGAUUGGCUAUCCAAACAAAGAUAUUUUUUGAGACAAGGUAUAUUAGCUCCAGAAAAGAAGGAGUUAUUGUCCCAUUUGAAGUUGUUACCUACUUGGAGAAGAGGUAGAAAACCAGAGCGUAUUCAACAACAUAAAACAAGUUAUUUGAGAAAAGACUUUCAGAUUGAUGUGCAAUGGAACAAUCUAUCUGACCAACAAAUCCUUAAGAAGUGGGAAGAAUUUAAAAGGAAUCCUAGAAAUAAGACUUGGGCCACCAAUUGGAAACGACUCUAUCGUUAUAAGAGAAUGUAUGGCCAUAUUGAUUUGGAUAAGGAAAAUUGCAAAGAUAGAAAGUUGUUGAAUUGGUUACGUAGACAACACAGAGCUAUUAGAGAAGAAAAACUGGAUGAAGAAAGGCUGACUUUGUUGGCCAUGUUGGGUGAUGACCCAGCCGUGUUGGUUAUGAAGAGAAAAGAAGAUUAUCAAAAGGCACUCGAUACUCCUUUAGAUUGUGAACCCAAAAAGGCUUCAACCAAAUGGACUGAUAGGGAAAUAUUUAUAUGGAUUAUUCAUUUCCUUCAAUUGUUAGAAUUUCAUACAAUUUAUGGACACGUAUCGGUAAGCAAAGAAAACGGCAAACCAUCGUUAGAUUUGGUAGAAUGGACUAUGGAACAAAGUGUAUGCAUUUUAAAAGGAGAUAUUAGUUUCUAUCAAGCCAAGUUGUUAUAUAAUAUUGGUUUUCAGGUUACGGACAUCAAAGGUUACCCAAAGAAGUUCCCUAAGCUAGUGUUAUCUUCUGAAUUUGAGAUAUCUUCGGAAGCGGUCGCUUGGCUGGAUCAACUACAGGAGUUGAUCGAAUAUCCACAAAAAGUAAUAGCGUUGGAAAGUACCAUUGAGUCGAUAGAUGCUUCUUGGCUUUCCAUGUUUCGAAAGUGGAUUGCUUAUAAACUGCAAAGUAAUGAGACCUUCAAUCAAGACCUUGAGAAAUGGACCCAGCAACAAUGUGAUUUAUUCCGUUGCAAUCAAUUAACUGAUAGAAAGAAGUUAGCUUUGGAAAUUGUAGGAUUUGAGUUUUAUCCAAGUCAAGAAGAAAGCUGGGAAAAGAUGUUUGAGCGUUAUGAGGCCUUUAUAAAAUGGAAUGGGAAGGCACAAGUACCUCGAAUACCAAAAUAUCGAGACCUCUAUGACUGGUGCAUUAGACAAAGACAUUCAUUCCGAAAAGGAAAGCUAUCACAAGAGCGAUAUUCUCGACUAACCAAGUUGGGAAUGGUAUGGGAUGAUCGAGGAGAUAGAUGGAAUCGUAAAUUCUUGGAACUUGUUGAAUUUCAACGCAAAUAUGGUCACUUGGAAGUCGAGAAAGGAGUUCGAAAUGACACUUUUCGUCCUUUAUACAAUUGGGUAAUCAAACAACGUUUCUUAUAUCGCUACGGUUUAUUGGAUGAAGAAAGAGUAUGCCGACUAAAAGGUAUUGGUUUUGAUUUUAAGGAAACGCAAAAUGAAUGGAAGUUUCGAAUCAAAGAGUUGGUAGCAUAUAAAGCAAUCUACGGAAACUGUGAUGUGCCUCCUGAUUAUGAGAUGAAUCCUGGUUUGGCGAAUUGGGUCCAAAAGAUUCGCGAAGAAUGGAGACGUGGAAAAAUGAGUAUAGCUAAAUAUAGAGAAUUACUUGGCCUAGGUUUUCGGUUUGUGAAUUCAUCCUCUGUAACUUCAACAGCCUUGGAAAAAGACUAAAUAACAUUGAUUAGAUGGAACCAU